UUUUGAUACGAUUUUGGGAAUAUGCGAGAGCAGGGACGACGGACAUUGGAGGAAGAUUCCUGAGUCAUGCGCAUCUCCCUCUCUCUCUUUCUUUUUUGCAACUCAAACUGAAAUAACCACCCUUUCAAUCUAACCUUCCUUUGCUCUUUCUAUUUAUUUGAGCAUUUCAUUCCCUUCUAUUUACACCCAACCCACCUCCUCUUCUUUCCCCAGCUCCACCAAUCUUCCACAUCUUCCCAGUGGUACCCUUUUAAGAGGCAUAUUGGCUCGCAGUUGGGACACUUCUUCCAACAAUUGCCAGCAAGUGUUUGCUGGCAAAAGAUUGCUUGCCUUAUUACAGAAGAACUUAUGAGUCCCCAGAGUACAUUGAACCCAAGUAGAGCCCUAGAGGGCAUGCACGGGGUGCGUGUGGUGCCGUAUUCACUGUUUGAAUCAGAGGAGACUACUCAAGAUGGGGACCUUCCUCACUCAACUUGUGGAAGUUCGGCUGUUGGAGCAAAUCAGCAACUUUUUAUGCAGCGAGUAUGGCAGCAAAGACCGCCAUGUUUGAAGCCCAUCCAGGGCUGCAUUCAAGGCGAUCACAGUGUUGUAGAAACAGUUGCUAAUGUGCUCACUUCACUUCCUUUUAUAGUUCUUGGAAUCCAUGCCCCCAGGAAGAAUCUAAAUUCAAAGAUAUAUGCUAAUUCAUUAAUUGGAGUUGGAGUCGCCUCAAGUUUAUAUCAUUCUUCAAGAGGAAAACUAAGGCAAUAUUUAAGAUGGGCCGACUAUACAAUGAUAGCCACAGCAACAGUAUGUCUCUCAAGAGCCCUCAGAAAUGAAAACCCAAAAUUGCUGAUGGCAGCUUCUGCAUUAUUUCUACCGAUCCAGCCUCUGAUGGUUUCAGCCGUUCACACUGGAAUAAUGGAGGUAGCAUUUGCGAAAAGAGCAUUGAAAGAUCCAGAGCUAAGGACGGCCCACAAUGUACAUAAGAUGUCAUCACUAGUGGGAGGUGUGCUUUUUGUUGCUGAUGACAUGUUCCCUCAGACUCCCUUCCUUCAUGCUGCCUGGCAUCUCGCUGCAGCUGUUGGCGUUAGCACCUGCAAUAAGCUUCUGGAGUAGUAGUUAAACAGCCAAAGAGAGCUACUACUACAUCCAAAUUUCAAUCCAAUCCAUCAUUCUUUUGACUCAAUUGGUGGGUUACCAUGAUUAUUAUGUAACUAAAAUGGUAGAAGGGACAAGGUACAACUGUACAACUGUACAACUGUACGAGGGAGGGUAUUGUCUCAGAAGUCAGAACAGCUUCGUGCAUGGGCUCGACCCCUAUUGGGGUAAUUUUCAGAACGUCUUAAAGAUGUAGUCAAUCGUCCGUUCAUUAUGUUACUCAAGUUUGCCGUGUAAAUAUGAUACUGGCACCCAUUAUUUAGUAGCUUCUUUAUGAACAUAUUUGCGAUACCUUCUCUA
Molecule: messenger RNA, 1440 nt
Organism: Prunus dulcis (almond)
Lineage: Eukaryota; Viridiplantae; Streptophyta; Magnoliopsida; Rosales; Rosaceae
Exons: 7
Coding region: 349-1098 (249 amino acids)
Source: RefSeq, a predicted model, not a curated record